AUGUCAACACUUUCCUCAAACAAUGACAACAACACACCUAACUACCCUGGUAAAGCCCCACCCGAAAUUCCUAUCUUACCCAAAACCGAACCUCCUUCAGUUCCUAAAGAGAAUCCCACUAUUCCAACGCGUGAGCCAGAAGUAGACCCGGGUGUGCCACCCGAAAUAGUUACUAAUCCUCCUGAGUUUACUCCGUUUCCGAAUCCGAAACCUAAACCGGAAGGUCCGAAACCACCACUAUCUCCUCCGGGACAAGAUACGCCGUUCCCGAAACCUGAUGUUGUGCCGCCUCAGCCACCCGAGGUUGUUCCUCCGCGUCCUCCUGGACCAGAUAUUGUUCCGCCGCCAAGUAUUCCACCGGCGCCAACAGGACCAACUAUGAAUGUGUGGUUAUUACGGUAUUAA
This is a messenger RNA of Vicia villosa (hairy vetch), 405 nucleotides long. RefSeq names its product protein TRACHEARY ELEMENT DIFFERENTIATION-RELATED 7A-like. Lineage: Eukaryota; Viridiplantae; Streptophyta; Magnoliopsida; Fabales; Fabaceae. The record is from RefSeq and is a predicted model, not a curated record. The transcript has a single exon. Bases 1 to 405 code for a protein of 134 amino acids.